AUGCCGAGAACAGGCUCGGACAGGACAAAAUUGAGUGACACUUUAUCAGGGACACCUCAAGCAGAGAGAACUGUGCGGCGCUCCUGUCGUCUGGCCCAGAAAACUGGUCUCGAGCCGGUGGUACCACCAACGACAAGUGACAGGGUGCGAAGCGCACGAACGGAGUCGUCGAGUGAUCCUAGCUCGGAGCCUGAUAAAGAGCCAAGCUCUUUGAAAGUCUGUCAAAGGCAACGCGCUGGUAACAGAGGUACUGUGUCGCAGAAAGAUGGUGCUUCGGAGACGGAGCAGGCGCCUGUCGCACCAGUAGAGACGCCGGUGCGCCUACCAGUCGUCCGCCGACGAUCCCGGCGAGUGCAAGCCGCAAAAGAUGUUCCAGUUAGUGAACCAGAAACCGCAACAUCGAAGGAGCACCAGACGGCACGAGACAGUGCGGCUCCAGGCAUGCACCAUAGCGCGAAUAACGCAAACAUACCCUCAGCGCAAGCAGGUUCAGCCUCCGUAGCUUUUGCACAGACCACGCGCAAGGUAUUCCCGACUGAGGAGCCUGCUUCAGAUUCCAGACACCCAGCAUCAGCAUCAGCAGAAUCAGCAUCAGCAUCAGCAGAAUCAGCAUCAGCAGAAGAGCGUACACCUGCAAUUUCGGCGAAUGCGUCUGUGCUGGGGACUGGAGCGCCUACCUCCCCAUCAAAUGGGGUGCUUGCCCCUGACUACAGACGUUCAGCAUCCACACGAGACCGCCGGUUGUCGGAGCAAGUCGACAGCGCACGCCCCAGGGCGGAAUGGCUUCGCGAGGCGCCGCCAUUAUCAGAUGCUUGCCCUUCGUUACAGCAGCCUACAGCGCAAUGGAAUCGAUCCCAGCGGAAACGUGACCCAUGCUCCGAUUCACUGGGAACAUCCGGCUCGCCUUCGAGACGCCGUCGCGUGAUCAACACAGCGAGAGCGUCAGAACGGGUUACCUCUUCGACAUCAGUGCCACCUACACCGACAUUGUCACCGGCUAGUACUCAGGCGCUGGCCGCUAGUGCGGCAUCCACGGCAGAUACAGGAUACACUGCAGCAGGCAAGCUCGAUGAGCGCUGCGCUCUGUCAGCGAGUACCGAUGAUGGCGGCGACGUACCUGCACACCGUCCAUGUUCAUCGACAGCGCCUGCCUAUCGGGAUGCAUCAGAGCGGCCAGCGGAAAAGCGCUGCUCCACCGACGUCCGCGAAUAUCGCUCCGGGCAUGCAGCGUCGACCUGGAAUGCAGCACAUGGACGUGCCGCUGGCUUGGUGCCGCAUUCAUCCCAGAAUUCGGCUACGCAGUCAGCAGCAGCAGCAGCAGCAGCACAGGUAUCGCACCCAGUUGCUCCAAAGAUGCGCAAUCAAGGAUCUAGGUGUCUGUCCGAGCACGCUCAAAGUGAGUCUUCUCCCGAUCUGCGUGAGAUGGUAUUGAAGCAGCGCAUCCGAAGAGCGCUCGCGAGUGUACGAGAACCUUUGCCAACGACAGCAGGGGACACAGGUGCGGAACCAGCGCUCAGCGAUGCUUCAUGUGCGCGCUUUCCCGUCCAGCAGUCUACGACAGUUUAUGCGGAUGCUCGUUCACAGAUGUCGUGUGCCUCAGGUCUGGACAGGCCCCAUGGGCGCUCGUCGAAUCAGCAGCACCAGCACGAGCACCAUCAACAGCAACUGCGGAUUCGCCAAAGUUCGCCACAGAGCCAGGUUGCGCGUGAUGCUCACAGGUGUGCUGGCGCUGGCCCGCUCGAGCACCAGUUCCGUAGCCGUAAUUGCACCCCAGAUGACAGGCACUCGAGUCACCGUGAAUCUCCGCAGCGAAAGCGAAUGCCAAAUGAGCGGUCUGCAAUGAUCGCUCAAGCACCUGUUCGUGCAGUCUUUCCAGCGCAAGGCACGGCACUGGUAGACCCGCAUGCAUCGAAACCGCUCCUCAUGGCAUCGAAACAUGAAUGGGCGUUGAUGGCAAGUGCGAAGAAAGCGAGCCCAUCCCCGAUGCCGCUUCGAGCUCACGUGCCUGCCGCAACUGAACCACGUGAGCACUACAGACCGCCGGAUAUCGGGCGCGUUGCCGAUGAAGCCGCCAAACUGGUCAAGGCUGCUGCUGCUGCUGGUGCUGGUGUUGCUGGUGGUGGUGGUGCUUCCACUGAGGCGGAGCCCCCGGCCCGGAUGGCCACGAGAGCCGCCCUCGGUGUUGCAGCGCAUUCUUCGGACGCUGAAGCAGAGCUGCUCUGCAUGCUGUGGCUGCAUGGUCCGGAUGUGUCGAGUCAGCCAGCUCGACGGCUAAUCCUGCGGAACCUGCCUCCUUCAACAAAUGAGCACGACCUGUAUAGCUAUCUGGUGCACGUCAUGGCGGCUACAUGUUGUUUCGCCUACGAUUAUAUCGGAUGGCAUCAACGGUUUGCGCAUUGGCAUGCAAAGCAACGUCGAGCUGCUGGUAUGCUCGCUGCAGCAGGCCGAUACAGACAGCAGAGCGAACGGCUUCCGGAGCGGAACGACGCUCGGGGUCCCGGUGUCAAUGAAUCCUCAAGAGGCCAAGCUCAGAGCAGUCUUCUGCGGGAGCUUCGUUUAACGCCCGUCUGGGAACUGCAGGUGCUUUGGAAAAGUCGCACCGCCUUUGUCGAGUGUCUCACUGUCCAGGAAACGACUGGCCUGGUGCAGUUGAGCGGUUUGCUCUUCCAGGGAUACCAAAUAGUGAUCUCGCGACCGCGUGAAUUCGACGCGGAACUCUGGUUGAGCUCGAAUCCACUUCCAGCGGAAGCAGCUGAGGCUCUGCGACUGCCUCCAGCUCGUUUUCACCGAGCCGCUGUGGCGGAGAGUCAAAUGAGCCCCAACGUUUGGCCUGCAUCCGAUUCACGGACACCAGCAGGAGCGUUUUACGGCCAUAUCCGCGGCAUUCCUCUUCAUCUCACCGAAUAUACGAUGAUUCAGUGGUUACGCACAGCGCUGGUCGGUUGGCCGUGGCAGCUCAGUGCGUUUCAUUUGGCCAGAGAGGGGCGCUCAGGCCUGAGUCGGGGCUUUGCGCACUUCCGCCUGGAUCGAUGCAGAGCCGCAGACUGCACCUCGUUGGACCAGGGCGUCACAAAUGCGACGCAAGCAGCUUCUGAGAUGCGCACCGUUGCGUCAGAGCGUCUCGCAACAGUGGAUCCCGAAGUGGAACGCCUUGUCGAGCAUCUGCGUUCGCAUCUGCUACCAGGGCUCUCACGUCCGCUGAUCAUUCGGCAAGCGAACCCUAUGCACCCACGAGAGAGCAAGUCGACACCCGAAGCACCAGAUGCACAGGGCGAAGCGUGCUCUCCCCGGGUACCGCAUCAUGCGGCUUCUGCUGCGGAUGUCUCGGAAAACGCCUCAGCGUCGAUGGUCACAGCGCAUGUGGACGGCAGGAGCACGGAAGCAAGUGUGCUCGCGCUCGUGCGUCUUCUGCGUCCGGAGCUCUUCGCGGAUACGCAAGAGCGGACUGAAGCCAUCGAUGACGUCACAGAGGAGCUGCGUCAGUAUGGAUCCAUCGAGGAGGUGGCAUUGGACGAGCGCCCCAAUGAACCCGAGGCCGGCACCGUGUACGUUCGUUUCACCAAAGCUGCUGACGCGGCCGCCGCGGCCGACGCCAUGCAGCACAGACGCUUCGAGCAGCGUCCAGUGAAUGCCGAACUUCUCAGUGUCUUCGACAUGAGAGCUCGCCUCGGCGAUACCAGGUCCAUGCAGCAAACCGUGGUCGUUCUACCGGAGGUGGUGGACCCACAAGCCUUUCUAGAUGAGGAGGAACGUGCGGAUAUCGCCAUGGAUAUCAGAGAGGAAAUGCUUCAGUUCGCUGAAAAGGUGGAGGUAGAGAUUCCGCUUCCACCGCAUCCCGAGGCCGGCGCAGCGUUCAUUCGUUUUCCUGACCGAGUCAGUGCUGAGAAGGCUCUGUCGUCGUUACAGGGUCGCUUUUUCGACGGAAGACCGGUGCGGCCCUACCUGCGGUAA
Messenger RNA from Cyanidioschyzon merolae strain 10D, 3951 nucleotides. RefSeq names its product similar to pre-mRNA splicing factor U2AF large chain. Gene Ontology annotation, molecular function: poly-pyrimidine tract binding; pre-mRNA 3'-splice site binding. NCBI's taxonomy places the organism in Eukaryota, Rhodophyta, Bangiophyceae, Cyanidiales, Cyanidiaceae. Gene Ontology annotation, cellular component: nuclear speck; U2AF complex; U2-type prespliceosome. The transcript has a single exon. The coding region runs from base 1 to 3951 and encodes 1316 amino acids. The record is from RefSeq and is a predicted model, not a curated record.